Messenger RNA from Pochonia chlamydosporia 170, 1524 nucleotides. RefSeq lists its product as hypothetical. The transcript is spliced from 3 exons. The record is from RefSeq and is a predicted model, not a curated record. The coding region runs from base 1 to 1524 and encodes 507 amino acids. Lineage: Eukaryota; Fungi; Ascomycota; Sordariomycetes; Hypocreales; Clavicipitaceae.
AUGGCGAGCUCAAGGUCUCUGUCGACGGUUUCCGUGUCGACCCUCGACCCAGAUCACUUUGCAACUUUUAAGCAAGGGCUUCUGAGAGUUCUCUACACAGACCUGGCGGAGUUCACAAUGGCUCAGCUCAUCGAUGGGUUGCCAACGAUUGACGUCUACCGAGAGAAUAGGUCUGCCAGGAACUUAGUCGGAAGCCACCCUCUCAAAGCUCAUGAACAAUUGUGCGAGGGCGCCUUAGAAAGAACUAGAGAGUUUCGUGACACAUUUGACCCUGCUAUUCUGGAGAUUAAAUCCUCAUUGGUUCAAGCGUUUCAAGACGCUGCGCCUGGAACUCGGCAGUUUGAUCUGCGUCUAAUAGAGAUGAUGGCAAAUGCAGUACAUUCAAUUGCAGUAUUCUUAUUCAAUUUGGAAGAAAAGUCGCAUAAAGGCGACAUUGAUAGUGUGGUCUCGUGGCGCGAAGCUGACAUCAGGAUUGAGUACAUGCCAGGAGAAUGGACAACACUUUUAACACUACCUCCAUACCCUUCCAUCUUUACCCUUACAGCGUAUCGUUUCCACGAGGAAUAUCCGCAUGGUCUAGCUGAUGUUGCGGCAUACUGGGCAGAGGACCGAGUCUUUGGUGGCGUGUUUCUCUUUGACAGAGGAGAGUCGGGUACCGAGUGUAAAGAUGUCUAUCUCCACUCUGGAAGACGCGACUGGACUGUUCGUAUCUGGAGAUUGCUCGAGUCGCAGCUUGACGAGACGCUCGAGUUUCUUAAAGGUAGCUCGUCAGACACAGAAUCGCCGUUUCCUCUGUAUGCGGAUGAGAAAAACAGACAUCGCUAUGACGAGUAUGAUGCAAUGGCAUGGCAUAAUGUUUACCGUGAUCCAUGGGAGAGGAUUCUUCCGCCGGAGAAGGACUGGGAUAGUAUCAGGCGCAACACGUUUGACUACCCGGAACUGCAGGAGGAGCUUUUUGACCUACUUCCGGAUGGGCCAUUCGAUACAAUAGGACGAGAUAACUCGUUUUUGGAAGUCAAUGAGCCGGAUGUGCCGGAUGAAGACACGGCAGUGGAAGAUACUUCUGAUGUGGCAGAUCAGGCGAAAGAGUCAGGUGAUGGCAGAUUUAGUGAUGUUGAUCACAUUGAAGCAAAGGAACUUGAUAUGAAGAACGCAGAUAUCGAAGAAGUUGAGCCGGAGACGUCUGUAAUUGCAGACAACGACGAUGAGACGCAAGCAGAUGAGGCUCAAGACGGUAAGGAUGGCAAGCUGGCAGAAUCCAGCAUCGAUGAAUCUGAGGGUACAGCACUGGUUAUCUCCGAUUCUCAACAUAAAUUUGACGAAAACGAAGUGUCUGCCAUUCCUAAACCAGAACUGCAAGCCGAUGUAGUCUCAGUACCAAGCACAAAUGAAUCUAUAGGAAAGGAAAUGGGCGCUGAGGGUGUUGAAACAAGUGAGUCUGCGAUAGAACCAUCACCAGCAAAGCAGGAGACCAGAGACGAUGCAGCCAACGUGGCUCAAGGCACGGAACAUCCUGUAAAAUAG